CAAAACCCUUCUCCUGCAAUCAUUUCCAAUAUAAAGCCUUUCUCUCUCCUGCCAACAAAACCCAUUUUCUCUUCCUCUCCAAAACCCACGGCCAUAAAACCCACAAAACCUACCCACAACCCCCAUUGCUUGGAGGAAGCCAUUACCGGAAAAAGAUUAUGGAAGCCAUGCCGAAGAAGCUCCAUGGAAGCUAUGGUCCAUAAAGCCAAAGCCACCUCCAAGAAAUUCUCGUAAAAAUCGUUUCUCUCUAGGUUUUGGGUUUUGGUGCUUUUGGAAAAACCGCAUUUAAUUACUUCCCAAGUGAGGCAAAGAUCGCUGGACCAGUGCAAUAUCGAUGGAUGUAUCCUAUCGAGCGGGUUAACCAUUUUCAAAUGCAUGGGACGUACAAUAGGAAAGUCAACAUCUCGUGUUCUUAGCAUAGAAGAAUGGUCCCAAGCACAUUUAUAUGUGUUGACUAAUUGUGAGGAAGUGACAUCAUUUAUUGAGUAAGACACUUAUUUGAAUGAAACUUUAUAUUAAUUCUCAUACAAAAAUUUAAUUUUGGUCUUUGUGAGCAUUAUAAUUAAUUUUUUCAUUUUUAUCAUAGAGCAUAAGCAAUCUAUAAGGGUUAAGCCUUGUAUUCGUGCACGAGAUGUAAAUUUGAUUCACAGAAGAGAAUUCAUUAGUUGGUUUGAAGAAUGUGAAAUGUCACAUCGAAGAGAAAGAGUACAAAUAGUGUCUCCAAAAAAUGAGUUGGACAAUCUACAACAACUCUUAGACAUACAACCUGCUGCAACUACUACUCCUAGUAGUUCUGAUCCUUCUGAUUCUUCAGAUCCUUCUGUUGUAGGUUCAUCCUCUAGCAAAAAAAGGACACGUGGCCCAACACGUAACUUAGAUUUACUUAGUAUGAAACCCGAGGAAAAAAAAACUACACGAUUCAAUACCAGAGGGCAAGUUGCUUAUGAUGGAAAAUGGGAAAGAUUGUCAAGCUAUAUGGGAACAUUGGUGCGAUCUCAACACAAUGUACCCAUCCAAGUUCAAGAUUGGAAUCAUGUUAGUGAAGAUGUGAAGGAAAAGAUUUGGGCCUUAGUAUUGGAAAAAUAUGAACUAGAAGAAACAUGUAAGAGCUACAUUCUUCAAUGUUGUGGAAAUUUGUUUAGAAGCUAUAGAAAUAAAAUGAAGGCCAAGUAUUAUAACCCUUAUAAUACACAUGAGGAGAGAUUGUGCCAUCGACCUCCACACUUAUCGGAUGAUGAUUGGAGGUGGCUCAUCCACUUUUGGGGUACACCUGAGGCCAAGGAUAUCUCAGAAAAAAACAAGGCAAAUAGGGCAAAACAAGUGAUAAAGCACACAUCGGGAUCAAAAAGUUAUGCUCAAAUUCAAUAUGAACAGGCACAAAAGAAGGAGGAUCGAAGUGAGCCCAAUAGAAUUGAGAUGUUUGCCUUGACACACACAAGAAAAGAUGGGACGCCUGUUGAUGAUCAUUCUAAGGAGAUUAUGGAUCAAUUUCAGCAAUUGCUAUCCCAACCUGAGGGGACAUCUUCUUCUACUUCUGCAUCAUCUGGAGCAUCUACAUCUGUAGCAUCUACAUAUGUAGAUGAGAUAUAUACUCAAGUCAUGGGUCUAGAGAGGCAUGGUCGUGUUCGAGGGUAUGGAUUUGGUCCUACUCCUACCUCAAUCUUUGGUUCUACUAGUAGAAGGCGAUCAGGAGUUAUUAUUUCAACACAACUUGAAAACACCUUAGAGAUGCUAAUAGCUGCAGAACAAAAGUUUACAACUGCAAUUGAAGAACUCUCAAAUGUGAAAUAUGAACUCUCACACGUGAAAGAAACAUUUGAAGAGAGGUUGAUAGAAGUUCAAAGGAAGACACGUGAAGAAGUGAAAGAAGAGCUUGAAGAAAAAAUGAUGGAAAUGCAAAGAAAAAUGCAAGCACAAAUUCAAGAACAGAUGAUGCAAAUGAUGCAACAAUUUCAGCAAAAGCAGUAGAAAUUUGAAGAUUUUGCUACAUCUUUAUAUGAUAAAUUCUCUUAACUUUUUUGAAGAUUAUGCUACUUAUUUAUAUGAUAGAUUCUCCUAACUUUUUUUUUGCUUUCUAUGACUAUUAUGUGAUGUUUGGUUGGUUGAUUUGUUAUAUUAUGUUAGAAUGUGAAACUAAAUUUGUAUCUCUUU
Molecule: messenger RNA, 2151 nt
Organism: Vitis vinifera (wine grape)
Lineage: Eukaryota; Viridiplantae; Streptophyta; Magnoliopsida; Vitales; Vitaceae
Exons: 10
Coding region: 685-1968 (427 amino acids)
Source: RefSeq, a predicted model, not a curated record